UUGCUCUCGCUCUCGCUCUCACUCUCAGGUGGCUGCCCAGCAAAUUGUUGUUUACCAAAUUAGUUUAAUUAAGCUCUCCAUCUCUGAAAAUGGGCAAGGGUCAGGCAAGAGGCAGUGCUGCUGUGGGGAUCGGAUCAGCCGUCGCUGUUGCCGCCGUUAUCGGGUUGGUUGUGCUGUCUCAGUUGGAGAGCGUCGAGGCAGCUACUUUCACUGUCGGCGACGCCGGUGGAUGGACUUUUAACGUCCAAAGUUGGCCAAAUGGAAAACGUUUUCGUGCCGGUGACAUUCUCAAGUUCAACUACAUCUCGACGGUGCACAACGUGGUGGUGGUGGACAAAGGUGGUUACACCAACUGCAUAACUCCGGCGGGUGCGAAAGUGUAUAAAUCAGGGAAGGAUCUGAUAAGGUUGCCAAAGGGACAGAGCUAUUUCAUCUGCAACUUCGCCGGCCACUGUGAGUCCGGCAUGAAGAUUGCCGUCAAUGCAAUCUGAAUUAACUACUGCUCCAAUGUUAUUAAUAUUGUAACAGAGCCUAGAUUAUUAUAAGUGCUUUUAAUUUCUAUAUGAGAACAAAUGUUAUUGUAGUGUUAAAUAAAAAAUGUGUCCUUUUAUAAUAGUGGGAGUGUUUGUUAAUUUCUAGUUGGAAUAUCACCUUCCUUGUUGGAAAAAUACUAUAUAUUUUAUGUCAUCAUAUCAAUACUAGUGUUUUUAAA
Momordica charantia (bitter melon) is the source of this 712-nucleotide messenger RNA. RefSeq names its product basic blue protein. Gene Ontology annotation, cellular component: plasma membrane. NCBI's taxonomy places the organism in Eukaryota, Viridiplantae, Streptophyta, Magnoliopsida, Cucurbitales, Cucurbitaceae. The record is from RefSeq and is a predicted model, not a curated record. Gene Ontology annotation, molecular function: electron transfer activity.